Erythranthe guttata (spotted monkey flower) is the source of this 1822-nucleotide messenger RNA. It is a transcript of the gene ABCI15, whose product is annotated as trigalactosyldiacylglycerol2. The record is from RefSeq and is a predicted model, not a curated record. Gene Ontology annotation, cellular component: chloroplast inner membrane. Lineage: Eukaryota; Viridiplantae; Streptophyta; Magnoliopsida; Lamiales; Phrymaceae. Gene Ontology annotation, molecular function: phospholipid binding; lipid carrier activity.
UUUCCCACUUUGGUUUCGUCACUGUCACUCACUCACUCUUUCCCUUUUCUCAAGCUAUCUAGGGUUUCUGUUUCUGCACCGUCGGAUUCCGACCAAACAAUUCUACGAUUUCCAUCCAAUGUCAAGGAUCAAGGAGAGAAUACGGAAUCCUCUCACUGCUGGCAAGUAUUCUUUGUGAACGAAUACAUUUUCGAAUAAUUCUUCAACAUAGGUCUGAAAGAGAUAGAUAGAUAGAUAUGGAAGGGAAUUCACUGAUUUUAGCUAGUUCCGCACUGUCGCGUUCCUAUUAUAUCUCACCUACUUUGAAUUUCUUGCCAUCUCUCACUGCUAAUCUUAGACAUAAGAAGAAGAGGAAACCUUUUUUCGUCAAAGCUACUUCAUCUGAUGAUAUUAAUGCCCAGCCUCAGGCUGCAUCAUCUUCUCAUUCCAAAAACCCUUUCUCUCUGAUUCUGGAUGUUCCUCGCACUCUUUGGAAGCAAACUUUGAGACCCUUGAGUGAUUUUGGUUUUGGUAGGAAAAGCGUUUGGGAGGGUGGGGUCGGCUUGUUUCUUGUUUCCGGAGCAUUUAUACUGGCAUUUAGCUUGGCUUGGUUGAGGGGGUUUCAAUUAAGAUCGAAGUUUAACAAAUAUUUGGCCGUCAUUGAGUUUGAUCAGGCUAGUGGCAUUUGCACUGGAACACCUGUUAGGAUUAGAGGGGUCAAUGUUGGGAAUGUGGUUCGCGUCAAUUCCUCACUCAGGAAUAUUGAGGCGGUAGUUGAGAUUGAAGAUGACAAGAUUAUAGUACCACAAAAUUCCUUGAUUGAAGUCAAUCAGUCUGGUCUUCUCAUGGAAACUCUCAUUGAUAUUACACCACGAGAUCCCAUUCCAGAACCUUCAGUUGGCCCUCUUCAUGCAGAUUGUGUUAAAGAGGGCUUAAUUGUAUGUGACAGGCAAAAGAUAAAGGGACGUCAGGGUGUGAGUUUGGACGCAUUGGUUGGAAUAUUUACUCGCAUUGGGCGUGAAGUUGAGGAAAUUGGUGUUGCGAAUGCCUAUUCAUUGACUGAACGGGUUGCCGCCGUCAUUGGAGAGGCACGGCCUCUGCUUUCAAAGAUUGAAGCCAUAGCUGAAGAUAUAGAACCUUUGCUGGCUGAAGUUCGUGACCGUGGGUUGCUGAAGGAAGUUGAACAUUUAACCAAAAGCCUUACACGAGCUUCCGACGAUCUGAGAAGGGUGCAGUCUUCAAUUUUGACUCCAGAAAACACGGAACUAAUUCAGAAGUCUAUUUAUACCCUCAUUUUCACAUUGAAGAACAUUGAGAAUAUAAGCUCUGAUAUAUUGGGAUUUACUGGGGAUGAAGCCACAAGAAAGAACUUGAAAUUGCUCAUUAAGUCUCUCAGCAGGCUACUGUGAAGAAGAUGAAGUUAAGUUGACUGAUUUAUUCUGUUGCUAUUUACUGAGAGCAGGAGGAUUGUAGUAGAUGCAAGUAUGGAGGGUGGGCUUGUAUUUAUUGUGUGCAUUGAAAGCAAUAUUUAUUUCUUGUAUUCAUCAGAAGAAAUCUGCUUAAUAAUAAUAAUAGGUGGACCUUCCUAAUCCAUGUUCUGCAGAACUCAUGCUUGCCAUGGACGAGACUUUAAGAUACCUCUCUUUUGUGGACUCUCAGGAUGGUGGCUUUCAGGAAAUUCGAUGUUGAAGAAAGUUUCUCUCAUCAUUCAAGUGGUGAAUUUGGCAACUUCUUUAGCCUUAGAUGUUGGUAUUGUUUCUAGAAUAAUUUCAUUCAUGUACUUAUUGCUGCUGUACUUGACACAUAUUCAUUCAUCUAUUAAGAAAAGGUCGAUUUUUUCUUC